This is a messenger RNA of Fundulus heteroclitus (mummichog), 1541 nucleotides long. RefSeq lists its product as uncharacterized. The record is from RefSeq and is a predicted model, not a curated record. NCBI's taxonomy places the organism in Eukaryota, Metazoa, Chordata, Actinopteri, Cyprinodontiformes, Fundulidae. The coding region runs from base 123 to 941 and encodes 272 amino acids. The transcript has 10 exons.
CGGGUUCCCCACCAUUUCAAGUGACUUUGAAACCUCGGGGGACUGGAGUAAUUUUGGAAUGGUUAUGCCCCUUCAGACACUCCUUGUGGAAGUGGAAUUCUCAGCCGACCCUGAGGUUUGGUAUGCAGGGUGGUGACUUCAUGCUGUCUGCCAACAUUCUCCUGUCUGGCAACAACUACAGGAAAGUAGCAUUGCUGUGCAAGUUUAUGGCGAUGGGGAUGGUCUCAGAGUCAACUUUCUUCAGGAUACAAGAUGCCUACUGCAUCGAGCCAGUGCAAGAGUACCUGGACAAAACCAUGGCAGAAGUCUUGGAAAGUCUUCGACAAAAGGACCGCGUUGUUGUCCUAGGUGAUGGCAGAAUGGACUCCCCUGGUCAUUGUGCACAGUUUUGCACAUACACCACCAUAGAGCAAGACUCCAGAGACAUUUUCCACAUCGUCUCUGUUGAUAAGCGAGAAACCAAUAGGAACUCAGUCAUCAUGGAGAAGGAGUGCUUUAUUUGUACAAUGGAAGCUCUCCUUCCAGAGCUUGCUAUCAAGGAAGUUGUCACUGAUGCCUACCCACAGAUCAGUGCAUUGUUGAAUCCAGAGUGUGGUAAAUACAAAGCAUGGGGGAUCCAACACUCACUGGAUAUAUGGCAUGCAGCUAAAAGUCUAAGCAAGAAGCUUCGACGGGUUGGGACUGUAAAAAAUCAAACAGAUAUUGAAGCCUGGAUCAAGGACAUUGUUAAUCACUUUUGGUACUGCAGUAAGCAUGCUGUAACUGAGGAGCAGUUCAAGAUGAUGUGGGUUGGCGUGCUACACCACGUACGGGACGAACACUCUUGGGCAACUGGGUGCUGUCAGCACGAGCCACUGGAGGAAGGCAGCCAGGAGAAGCCAUGGAUCAAACCAGGUUCUGCUGCUCACAAGGCAUUGGCUGGAGUUGUGCUCGACAAGUGAUGGUUGGUCCUGGUAAAAAAGUUCUUGAACUUCAGGACCACAUCUGAUUUGGAGUCAUUCCAAAAUCACCUCCUCAUGUACUCAUCAAAGCGGCACGCCUACACACCAUUUGUCUACAAGACAAGGACACUACUGGCUGCCAUUGACUACAACAAGCACAAUUGCCGCCUUCCUGCAUGCAACCGGGAUGGUCAAAAAAUCUACAGACGCUCAUACAACAAGAAGUCAAAGAGCUGGAGUGUCUACACCAUGAAGGAAAAGAAGCAGUACAGCUACAUUCCUGACCUUCAGAGGGCAAUUCUGGCAAGGAGGCUGGGAAGUGUCAAAGGCCUUCCCCACAAGCAGACUUUGAGGCCUGCUGACCCAAGGCGCCUUGGUUUGCUCGCACCGGAACAGCCACCACCUACAGCUGAACUUGUAAGCAUACAUGUGUCCCGUGGGGACUUGGGCCACAGAGACACAGAGGACCUAGAAGACUGAGCAGAUGGAUGUUUACGAUCCAAAGUAUUUGAAUUCUGUAAAUAGGAAGUUAGGAGGCACUUUUCUCUUGUGGUGAAACAUGUACAGAUCUUUAUUUGUAAAUAAACUUUGAACACAAUG